AUGUGUUCUUUACAGGUGCUGGACCCCCGUCGGGGUCCCAUUCUUGGGGAUUCAGUGACCAGGUGUUCUGCUGGAGAGAAACCAGCCCCAGAAAAAAGAGCUGUCCAAGCAUCAGAUUUGCAAUCAGACCUUCAACAGGAAGAACAAAUCCAACUUGAGCAGAUUGUUGUUCAUCAUUCCCAUUUGCAAGCAGAUGAUCAACCAGUCCAACUUGAUCCGGAGAUCCCACCUCAUUAUAUGGUAAGCUGGGGACACCCCAGGAUCGUCAAAAGCCACUCCAAUAAUCAACAGAGAAAGGAUGAUGAAGAGACCGAAAGAUGUCCGAUCUGUCUGGAAGAGAUCCGCUCUAUUCAUGUCGCUUGGAACCAUUGCAGACACAAGUUCUGUCCCCAUUGUUUUGAAGCAUGGAUGAAAGUGGAACAAGGGGCCACUUGUCCAGUGUGUAGACGCGAUAUCCGCGGAAUCAAGCAGCUGGGGUUCACCAAACCUACUCACAUCUCGCCUUUUUGCACUGGAAUUUUCCAGCUUGUUGUCCUCCUUUAUCUACUCUAUCUUUCUUGCAUUCGGCCUGUCUUCUUUGCUUCUUUGGACUACUAA
This is a messenger RNA of Puccinia graminis f. sp. tritici CRL 75-36-700-3, 597 nucleotides long. RefSeq lists its product as uncharacterized. Bases 1 to 597 code for a protein of 198 amino acids. The transcript has 4 exons. NCBI's taxonomy places the organism in Eukaryota, Fungi, Basidiomycota, Pucciniomycetes, Pucciniales, Pucciniaceae. The record is from RefSeq and is a predicted model, not a curated record.